Molecule: messenger RNA, 372 nt
Organism: Cetraspora pellucida
Lineage: Eukaryota; Fungi; Glomeromycota; Glomeromycetes; Diversisporales; Gigasporaceae
Source: the annotation of a GenBank genome assembly
AUGCCAAUAAUAGAAAAGAAGUCUCAAUCAAGUGACUCAGACAUUGAUAACAUUAUGGCAGCAUUUAAAGCUCUAACAAUUAAUCAUGUGAAACAUAAAACCAAUGAGGUUAGCAGAAUUGAUAAAAUCGAAAUAGAUAUAAGAGAAAUGAUAAAAGCAAUAAAACAACUUAUCAAUAACCAAAGAUCAGAUGACUGUUUUAACUUUAGGAAUUCAGAAUUAAUAAGAAAUUCAAGACUAUACAAUGAUAUUCAAGAGGAACUAAGAGAAAAAAGAAAUAAAAACAUUGAAAUUAGAGAAGCAAAUAUUAAAUAUUUUAAAAUUAUCUUAGUAUCAAAUAAUCCAGAAAUCAAAUGUUUGAAAGUUAAAAUA